CUUAGAAAUCCACCACAACGUCAACUUCCGCUAAUACAAAUUGUUGUUAACCUCCUAAACGGCAAGUCCCUCAAUACCAGAAGAUGGCGGAACAACUACUGGAUCAAGUAAGAGACGCGGUGGAUGGCCAAAUUGACUUUGAAGGCCAGAAGCUAGCCGAAAUAUUAGCGACAGUUGUCCUCUCGAUUGUCGGAGGAAUUUCGUUUCUCGUCGGCUUCUUUCUCCAAGACAUAGCUCUAGCCCUCAAGAUCGGCCUUGCUGGUACAGCACUCACCUUCCUACUCGUUGUUCCUCCCUGGCCCUUUUUCAAUAGACACCCCGUCAAAUGGCUUCCCGUCGGAGGCGACCCGGCAAUUACGAAUACACAGCAGAACAUAGUUAUUGAUGAGAAACUCUUUACGAAAUAAACUGUUGUUUUAUUUGCGCCUCGAAGGCGUACUAGCUAUGGACUUCUGCCGUUUAGCAGAAACGUACUGGACAUAGAUGUUGUAGUCCGAGUAAUACAAUCUAUUCCGCAGUACCAUUCCGAAUCUUUCACAUGUGAUAUGAAUGUAUUCUUGUGAUUGUGAUU
Messenger RNA from Daldinia vernicosa, 571 nucleotides. Its product is annotated as SPC12-domain-containing protein. The record is from RefSeq and is a predicted model, not a curated record. Gene Ontology annotation, cellular component: signal peptidase complex; endoplasmic reticulum membrane. Gene Ontology annotation, biological process: protein targeting to ER. The transcript has 3 exons. Bases 84 to 407 code for a protein of 107 amino acids. Lineage: Eukaryota; Fungi; Ascomycota; Sordariomycetes; Xylariales; Hypoxylaceae.